AUGUUUGUAGCUAAAUAUUUUGACUUUAUCAAAUAAUUUUUAUUGAGGUAAUAUUGAACAUGUCCAUUGUUAGUGAAAACUCGACAAUUGAACCCAAGCUGGAGAAAAAUGCCGAAGAAACGAAAAGAAAGAAGAAUGCUGAGGAACAUAAAUUAGAGACAGCUAUUAAGGAACCUAAAAUAGAGAAAGAUGCUCAGAAACCUAAAAUACAAGAAGAUGUUGAGGAAUCAAAAAAAUCAUCAAUGCAAAUUUUAUCUGAACUUUUUAGUACCUUCGACGCUGAGCCUCCAGUAAUUGUUAAAAAGGAAAAAAAAAUUAAAGGCGAGACUCACAAGAAAAUUAAGAAGAGCAAAAGGAAACACAAACACAAAGAUAAAGACAAGAAACACAAAAAGAAUAAAAAGAGGAAACGUUCAAAUAGUUUGUCAUCAAAUGAAACUGAAAUUGAUUUGGCUGAGAUACUGAUAAAACAAGAAAAAAAUGUAGCGGAGAAGAAAAUUAAAAUUGAGGGAACUUCAUUGACUGCUGAAAUCAAAGAAAUCAAGCAGGCAAUUGUACAAAAAGAGGGACAACACCAUAGAAGUAAAAAUAAGGGAGCAACUCCAACAAAACCUUAUAAAAAGGAUGAGAGGGAAUUAAUUGACAAGAAGCACAAAAAAAGCAAACAUAAAGAAAAGAAAUCAGACAAGAAGAGGCGAAGUAUUAGUAGACAUCGUAGCAGGAGCAGAGAAAAAAAAUCUCAAGAUUUACGUAAUAAAAUUAAAUAUAGCAAAUCUCCGGAAUCAAGUAGUAAACAUGUUUCUAAAGAACAGGUGCGCGACUGUGGUCAGAGGAGUCGCGAAAGAAAUAGAGAAACAUCAAGAGAACAUAGAACAUAUAGAAAUAAUUCAAAUGAUAACUUUUAUAAGAGCAGAUUCAGGGAUGAUUCAAAUUAUAGGAGUAGAUACAAAGAUAGUGAACAAUUAACAAGGGAUAAAUAUAGAAGAAACAGAGAUAAAAGUCGGUCCAGAGAAAGACAUAGGGAGAGUGAUUCUUCUUAUAUAGACAAAAAAAAGCUAUUGGAAAUUGCUCGUAGGAAUGCUAUUCUAAUGAUGAAAUCAGGCAAUCUCCCUGGAGCACUAGCAUUGGGUCCACAAGCUCAGGAAAAAGUCAUAGCAGCUAUUAAAUCUGGUGGCAAGACUAUAGAAGAAUUGACAGACUUUUGUAAGUCAUUGUCUAAAAAAGAAGAGUUAGGUGAACUGUCUAGUUUGUCAGGGAAUGGCAGUGACACUGAUGAGCUAUUCCAUCAUCCAUUUCAGAUUAAAGAUAGGCCAACUUCCAUUACAAUUAAUAUCAAGAAUUCAGUACCAUUACCCACAAAAACUACCCAAGAACGAACCACUGAACUGAGGAUGCAGUUUCCAGUAAGCAGUGGACAACAGCAUCGGGUUAAUGAGGAAUGGAUACCAGUCGCGCCAUCUUCCAUUCAAAAGUCUGUGGAAAAUGUUAAACCCAAAGUGGUGCUUCCCACAGAACCUAUUGCAAGCAGAAAAGGCGCAGAGGCGCCAGUUGCCACUGUUAAGCCUCUCCCACCUCUUUCUUCGCCAACUAUAGUACCAAUUGUGGAAAUACCCGCACCUCCAGUACCAGAGGCCACCCCUAUACAAAUAACAGAAUCAUCAGAUAUCGGGUCUAUUGUUUCCCAGAGAUUGACAGCUAUGAGAAAGUUGCAAGAAAACCCCAAUGAUGUCCAAGCUCUUUCUCAAAUGUACAAAUCUACUCAAGAAAUGAAAUCGUGGGCCGAAAGCAAACAGCAAUUUGGUCAGUUCACAGGCUCAACUGGAGCACAGAUAAUGUCCCAAACAGAGCUAGCUUCAGGAUACCAAGCCUGGGCCAAGAAGGACCAGUUGCAAACUGCAGCGCCAGUUUCUGGUGGUAUGGGUAUGCAUCUCCUACAGAAAAUGGGUUGGAAACCUGGUGAAGGAUUAGGCAAAGAAAAGACUGGUGCUCUGGAACCUCUAUUGUUGGAAGUGAAGUUGGACAAGCGAGGUUUAGUUGCCAAUGAGGAAGAGAGUAAACAAAGUGUUAAAAAAAAAAUCAAAGGACCAACUGUCAAGAAUCUACAAGGAAAACAUCCUGUCUCAUUGCUUGGCGAAUAUACGUCAAAGAAGAAAAUUGGCGCACCUCAGUACAUUUUGGAGUUUGAAUGUGGUCCUGAUCACAAGAAAAAUUUCCUGUUUAAAGUUAUAGUUAAUGGGGUAGAAUACAAACCCAAUGUAGCCAGCGCCAAUAAAAAAGAAGCUAAGGCUGUAGCAGCUACUAUAGCCCUACAACAGAUAGGACUUUUACCUUAAACUGUACAAUAAGAAAAAUAUAGUUUAUAGUUGA
Cylas formicarius (sweet potato weevil) is the source of this 2367-nucleotide messenger RNA. RefSeq names its product protein Son (gene Son). NCBI's taxonomy places the organism in Eukaryota, Metazoa, Arthropoda, Insecta, Coleoptera, Brentidae. Gene Ontology annotation, molecular function: RNA binding. Gene Ontology annotation, biological process: regulation of cell cycle; regulation of mRNA splicing, via spliceosome. The record is from RefSeq and is a predicted model, not a curated record. The transcript is spliced from 6 exons. The coding region runs from base 60 to 2333 and encodes 757 amino acids.